AUGAAGAAAGUAAUUUUCUUGUGUUUAUUAUCGGUAUCCUUAUGCGUCAGCAAACCUGCUAAUGAAGGUGCCGCACAAGCAUCACCACAAACACUCAAUACUUCAGUGCCUUCUAAAGGGACAGAAUCUUCAACAGUUCCCAUUCCAAUCCCAAUUCCCAAUCUAGGUGCAAAUGGUACUGUUGCCACACAAGCAGCUCCAAACCAAACUAAAGAAGUAACAGAGGCAGCUACUCCAGUUAUUGAGAAAUCUAGCCAACCCAUAGAUAACAAAACUUCUGAAAAGAAAGAAGAAAUAAAAGAAAAUUCAGCUAACCCAACUAAAGCUACACCCCAAGAGAAGCCCCAAGAAAAAUCCAGCACCAGCAAGACUGAAGAAGCUGUAACACCCUCUGUCAUACCUUCAAAGGAAGUGCCAACUAAAGCAACUUCUACUGUGUCGCCAAAUGAUAAUGCUACAGCUCGUCCCAAAGAAGGACAUCCAGGGUUUGAUGGAGCUAGUUUUGUAGGUGGAAUAAUAUUAACCAUGGGUCUUCUGGCCAUUGGGUUUAUGGGUUUCAAGUACUACAAGAACCACACUGAAAGAAACUACCAUACUCUUUAA
Molecule: messenger RNA, 603 nt
Organism: Pieris macdunnoughi
Lineage: Eukaryota; Metazoa; Arthropoda; Insecta; Lepidoptera; Pieridae
Source: the annotation of a GenBank genome assembly